Perca fluviatilis (European perch) is the source of this 1388-nucleotide messenger RNA. RefSeq names its product macrophage mannose receptor 1-like. The transcript has 8 exons. Bases 1 to 1386 code for a protein of 461 amino acids. NCBI's taxonomy places the organism in Eukaryota, Metazoa, Chordata, Actinopteri, Perciformes, Percidae. The record is from RefSeq and is a predicted model, not a curated record.
AUGACCGCUGCUGCUACAUCCAUGGGGCUAACCUCCGAGGGCCCCUCUCCUGCUAAACAGAGGCUCACCGGCCUCAUCGCCGUCGCCGGUUUCCUCUUCCUCAUCUUCGUCGUCUUCCUGAUGAAGAAGGCCUGGUGCGAGGAGCCAAUCACGAAGAAGAGCGCCGUGGAGUCGGUGAGACAAGACGACGUGGACGGAAACGUGUACGAGACCAGUCUGGACAUGGUCAGGAGCAAAGACGACGAGAAUGUUUACGAAAACCUGCCGAUGGACGGCCCUGAAGACAAAGUUACCUCCAUGUUGAAGAUGCUGUGGAGUCUGUUUGUGUUCAUUGUGAUGGGUCAGUGUUCCUCCAUUGGGGGUCAGCUGUAUGACUACCACUUCAUUGGAGAGAAUAUGACCUGGAAAGCAGCCCAGAAGUAUUGCAGAAAGUACCACACUGACCUGGCCACAGUGUCUAACCAGACAGACAUGAAGAGACUCCUUAACUCCACGACUGAACAGUAUCCAGACGGAGCCUGGAUUGGGCUACAAGACAACACACCAAACAUCGUGUGGCACUGGUCUCUGCCAGGGGUGAAGUUCAACGAGACUGAGAGUAAAUGGUCUCAAGGAGAGCCGAAUAAUUUAGGCAAACAGGAGAACUGUGUGAUGAAGAUGAAGAAUGACAAAUGGAAUGACAUCUCUUGUUCUAACAGCUAUAACUUUAUCUGCUAUGACGAAGACAAGAAAUCUGACAAAACAUUUUAUAUCAGUCACAAGAAGAUGAACUGGACAGACGCUCAGAGAUUCUGCAGAGAAAAUUACACUGACCUGAUCAGUGGAGUCAAACAGCUAGGAGACUUCAAGACACAGCACCAGAAUGAUGCAGAAACUUUCUGGAUCGGCCUGUUCAGAGACUGCUGGUGUUGGUCAGAUGGGAGCAAUUUCUCUUUCAGAUCCUGGGAUAAAGACCCUAAGAAGUCAUGUGCAAUGACUACGUUAAAUGGAAAAUGGAGCUCCGAUGACUGUGAUGAAACCAAACCCUUCUUCUGCUACAAUGAUUCAGUGAUCCUGAUCAACCAGAGCAUGAUCUGGGAGGACGCGUUAUACUACUGCAGAGAUCGCUAUGGCGACCUUGUCUCCAUCACCAACCUGGACGAUCAGCGCUGGGUCCAGGAGAGAGCCAAGAUGGCUUCCACUCCCCACGUGUGGCUGGGACUGCGCUACACCUGCACUCUGGACUUCUGGUUCUGGGUCAGUGACGAGACGGUCCACUACAAGAACUGGGCCCUCCCCCAGUCUGGGAACAACUGCAACAUGUCUGGAGCCAUGGACCGAAAUGGAACUUGGGUCAAAAAGAUCGACGACAACCACAAACUUAAUUUCAUCUGUUCCAAGAACUAACC